AUGGGUAACACAUUUGCGCCGCAAACAAGAAACAUCCCUGUUCCUACCUAUCUGGCAUGGGUCAACGCCUGGAUAGAGGUACUCGCUCAUCCAAAACAAGAUGAUACAGUACUCAGUCUGCAGGAACAGACAAAAACUUUUAUUCAAGCAACAUCAUGCUCUAUCCCGGACUACGCAUCUCUUAAGCGUGUGGCUUUCUCCUUUCAACGACGUCUCCGCAACGGCGAAAUCUCUCUAGGUGGAAAAGCUGCUCCUUCUUGUACGGAGACAGAUCCAGCAUCCGGGGACUACAGGCCCGUCUCCAAAUGUUCCUGCCGAGGGCUUUACCCCAUCCCAGAAAAUGCUGAUAUCUUCGCUGUCCUUGCGCAGACCAACUGCGUCUCUGUUCGCAAUACCAUCAAUGCACUCCAGGCUGUAACGGAACGCGAAAAUGAAUGGAGCUCUAAGUCAUGGUACACACCUACUGCACUCAAACUGGCAGUGGACGAGCUUAUCUUGGCUAACUCCGACAUCCAACCGCCACCGGACACCUGCCAGGGACCGGCGUCAGUCACACAGAUACCCCCUGUCCUGGCACCAGAUCGGCGGCCGAACCCGAGAACGGAUAGUUACCAGGAUGUUCACCGUCAAAUUUACCCGCUCGCGGAAGGCAUAAAGUUCUGCGUCGAUGCCAAAUACUAUUUCGUCCUGGGAACUGUCCCUAACAAUCCCGCGUAUGACGGAAUAGUCCGCGCGAUUGCAGACUCCGGGAAUGAUAUCCUGAUAGGAGAUUACUGCGAGGUAGCAGAUGAGACGACGCUUAACCUCCUGCAGCGAACCGGAGCGGCCGCUGUAGCGUUCCUAAAGCUCUGUGUGCUCUCUGGUUCCUUCUCUCCAUGGGCAUUUGAUAAUAUGAUGUCUUCAAUUCUUCACUUUCGGGUACUGGGGUAUUACCGCGACCACGCACGAGAACAUAACCUUGUCCCGCCAGGCGUGUACGGGAGCCGCAUGAAAGGAAUCACCGCUCAUCGAUGUGUCGAUCUUGGGCUGUUUGUUGCCGUCGCUGCUGCAUCCUUAGUCACUGGGAAAACAAUUGGUGUAUCGGAGAAAGAUAUGUUGAUCGAGGCAUGUACGCUGAUUAAUGAUCUUAUCGAUCUGCGUAGUGAUACAGCACGCAGACAGCGAGAGAAUGUCGUGCUAAGAGGAGUCCGGGGCAAUCUGUGUGAGUAUUUAGAUUCCCUCAUUGGGCUUUGUCUGGAAAGAUCGGCUGCCGCAAUCCGGACGAACAAAACUUCUGCGCUAGUCGUGAUGGCGUAUUGUAAUUGGGCUGUGAUGGGCUCUCAUCACAAGUUGUUCGAGUUGAGCACGCAGGUCUCUAAAGUCACAAACUCUACAGGGUGCAAUGCUUGUGUGUAUCACUCUGUGGAUAACCGCCAUCAGUAUCAAAACCUGCUUAGUGCGUUGGCUCCAUUCGGGACGCUAGGGCAGGACGGACCGCAUGUUGGUCGAACCAGAGCCGAGUUGGAUAUCGGAUUUGGGAUAUGUCGACUGUCCGAGAAACAGCAUCUAGCGUGGUUGGCGGAUGUAACACGGAGCCUUCUAGAGCCGCUGACGAUGAGGAGGAUUGUAGACGUGGUGCAUUACGCGUGGACAGGCAGUGUGGGUGAUGCAAACUACUGUCCUUAA
Molecule: messenger RNA, 1665 nt
Organism: Talaromyces amestolkiae
Lineage: Eukaryota; Fungi; Ascomycota; Eurotiomycetes; Eurotiales; Trichocomaceae
Exons: 1
Coding region: 1-1665 (554 amino acids)
Source: RefSeq, a predicted model, not a curated record